Messenger RNA from Racocetra fulgida, 159 nucleotides. The record is from the annotation of a GenBank genome assembly. Lineage: Eukaryota; Fungi; Glomeromycota; Glomeromycetes; Diversisporales; Gigasporaceae.
AUGAUUUAUGAGUUAAAAUUAUUUUUUCAAAUUCCUAAUAAUUGUACUUAUCAUCGAACACCAAAACAAAAAGAUCUUAGAACUUGUUGUGAUAAAUUAACUGAAUAUGUUUAUGGAAAUAUUAGACUUGCAUCUAAACUAAUUCAAGAGUUUUUUUAG